GAAAGCGUGCCACGUGGAGGUAGCGGGCUCAGCGAGUGACACGUGUACUCCGACGCAGAGAUAAGAGCCAAAGGGUUCGGACCUCAAGAACUAGAUCUCCUCGGAUAUGGAGGAUGAGAAUUUAUCAGAUGGAGGAAGAGAAGUCACAGCGCCAUUGGUAUAUCAGGAAGCUUUGAACAGACAAUUCAAUGAUGAUAUAACAUUCGAAGGUCGAGGAAGAUCCAUUUCAUGCUGCAAAAGCUUUGAUUGGCGAGCACCUGGAAUUAUAUUAGGCUUCCAGUGCCUAGAAAGCCUUGGUUUCUAUGGCAUCACAACCAAUUUGACAACAUAUCUUAGCAGCGUCCUUCGUGAAAGCAAUGCCUUGAUUGCGACUAGAAUCACUACUUGGUCUGGAACUAGCUACUUUACCCCGUUCCUGGGAGCACUUAUAGCUGAUUCAUACUGGGGACGUCGCAGGAUGAUCGUCUCCUCCUCUUUAAUAUAUCUUUGUGGAAUGGUAGUUAUCACACUUUCAGCCUCCCUUCGACCAUUGAAGCCUCCUCCAUGCGAGGGAAAUUCAUGUCCCUCAGCUACCCUAGUGCAAAAGAUUGCCUUCUACUCUGGCUUAUAUCUCAUAGCCUUUGGCAGUGGUGGAGUUAAGUCAUCCCUGCUUCCCCUGGGUGCAGAUCAGUUUGAUGAUGAGAACCCAGCGGAGAGAAUGAAGCAAGGUUCUUUCUUCAAUUGGUUCUACUUCUGCAUAAAUGUCGGUGCCCUUACUUCUAGCACACUGAUAGUAUGGAUACAAGAGAACGUGGGAUGGGCUGUUGGAUAUGGCAUUGCUUCUCUUUGCAUGGCUUCAGCCACAGUAUGCUUUCUGCUUGCAGUGCCUAUUUUCAGGGUGAGGGAACCCCAAGCCAGCCCAUUAAAGAGAGUUUUUCAGGUGCUUGUUGCUUGCUUGCACAAGGCCAACCUCAGAUCCCCUGCAGACAGCAGUUGCUUGUAUGAGGUGGUGCAAGACAACGACUUCAACAUCCAAAGGACAAGGAAAUUAGCACAUACUAAGCAGUUCAGAUUCUUGGACAAAGCUGCAACCAUGUCGGAUUUAGAUUGCAAGGAAGGCAGUGUUUACAGUCCUUGGAGAUUAUGUACCGUCACCCAAGUGGAGGAGUUGAAGAUAUUUCUAAGGUUAUUUCCAAUAUGGGUGGCUAGCAUUGUGUAUUCGAUCGCAUAUGCCCAAAUGUACACCACAUUUGUCGAACAAGGGAGGGCAAUGAAUACUAAGAUUGGAUGCUUCUCCAUCCCUCCUGCUUCUCUCUUUGCCUGUGAAGUACUAAGCGUCAUGCUAUGGGUAUUAAUCUACGACAUGCUGAUUGCUAAGAUAGCAAGAAGUUAUUUAGGUGGGGGGCAUGGACUCACUCAGCUGCAGAGAAUGGGAAUUGGCUACUUCCUGAUAAUCCUAGCCAUGGCAGCUGCUGCACUUGUGGAGAUGAAGAGAUUGAAGGGCACACAAGACCCAAAGCCCAUUAGCAUAUUGUGGCAGCUUCCUCAGUAUGCCAUUGUGGGUGGCUCUGAGGUGUUCUGUUACAUUGGACAGCUCGAAUUAUUCUAUGAUCAGAGUCCUGACACCAUGUCUACUGCUGUUUCAUUGCUCUCAAUCUCAUUAGGCAAUUACUUGAGUUCGGUCGUCGUCGCAUUCGUCGCGGCAGUGACAACCGCCGGAGGUAGGCCGGGGUGGAUACCGGAUGAUUCGGACGAGGGCCAUCUUGAUUAUUUCCUCUGGUUGAUGGCAGGACUCUCUGUAUUUAAUUUUAUUGCGUAUCUUGCUUGUGCAAGGAGAUUUACACUAAAGAGAACAGUCUUGUGAAUGCUGAAAAAUAGAUUCACAGUAUUAUCUACUCUUGGCUGGAUAUGUUGGACUGAAAGGUGACAUAAAAAGAGCAAAAGUAUGAUGGCAGAUAAAGAGUAACUACUAUUAAUGUAGAAAUAUGAUGGGCGAGAUAAGCUUACCCUUUUGCAGCUUAAAUGUAGUCGGGGAACAUGGCAUGUUCUUAAUGCAGAGAGUGACAGAUCAGAGUUUCUCUUGAUUUGCUUGACGAGAGAGGACCUAU
This is a messenger RNA of Phoenix dactylifera (date palm), 2087 nucleotides long. RefSeq names its product protein NRT1/ PTR FAMILY 8.3-like. The record is from RefSeq and is a predicted model, not a curated record. Gene Ontology annotation, biological process: transmembrane transport; oligopeptide transport. NCBI's taxonomy places the organism in Eukaryota, Viridiplantae, Streptophyta, Magnoliopsida, Arecales, Arecaceae. Gene Ontology annotation, cellular component: membrane. Gene Ontology annotation, molecular function: transmembrane transporter activity.